This is a messenger RNA of Mauremys reevesii (Reeves's turtle), 1438 nucleotides long. Its product is annotated as serine protease 27-like. The coding region runs from base 50 to 1048 and encodes 332 amino acids. The record is from RefSeq and is a predicted model, not a curated record. Gene Ontology annotation, molecular function: serine-type endopeptidase activity. The transcript is spliced from 7 exons. Lineage: Eukaryota; Metazoa; Chordata; Testudines; Geoemydidae. Gene Ontology annotation, biological process: proteolysis.
GAUGGAGGCAGCUAGUUUUAGCUAAGACAGGACCAGGUGAGGCUGGAUCAUGGGACAUCUCUGCUCCCCACUGGCCAUAGCCCUGCUGGCAACGAGCCUGGCUCAGGGUGCUCAGGGGAGUCAGAAUCAGACAGGCUGCGGCAAGCCGUUGGUCUCACUCUCAGGGCGCAUCUUGAAUGGUCAAGAUGCCAAGGCCGGGGCCUGGCCCUGGCAGGUCAGCGUGCAGAGAUACGGCUCCCACAUCUGCGGCGGUUCGCUCAUCUCCGAGAGUUGGGUGGUGUCAGCAGCUCAUUGCUUCGAUCCAUCUGUAGCCAAUUCAUCGUAUCGGGUACAGCUGGGUGAAAACAGGAUUGGUAGUGAGACCCCACCCCAGUCGUUCUCAUUGGUGAAGCGGGUCGUCCCCCAUCCCAAUUACAACAGUAGCACUUUCCUUGCUGACAUCGCCCUGGUGGAGCUGGAGAAGCCAAUUGCGUUCACGGCCUCCAUCAGCCCCGUGUGUCUGCUCGACGCCUCCGUCCGUGUGCCUGCUGGGGACGCCUGCUGGGUGACGGGCUGGGGGAACAUUCGCCCCCAAGAGAGUUCUUCCCUAGCGGAGACGCUGCAGGAGCUGGAGGUGCCCACCAUAGACACCACAAUCUGCAACGAUCUCUUCCGGGAAGCAUUACAAAAGCCUGCGGGUGACAACCCCAUCAAAGAGGACAUGAUGUGUGCCGGGCACAUGGAGGGCUAUAAGGGGACGGCCCCGGGUGACUCCGGGGGACCCCUGGUGUGUGAGGAGGACGGGACCUGGUACCUUGCUGGGAUUGUGAGCUGGUUACUGAAAACAACAGUGAACAGUGUUGCUGCCGGUUACCCCGGGGUCUACGACCGCCCGAAUGCCCACAACGACUGGAUCCAGGAGAAUGUGCCUGCUGUGAGUUUCAUGGUGGUGAACUUCACUCUGAACAGUGCCGGUUCCUCUACCACCAUCACUACGAACAGUGCCGGACCCUCUGCCAGCACCCCCGAGGUCCUUCUCCUCACUGUGCUUCUGUGGCUGACUCUGUGACCCCCCUCCUUGACUGGUUCCCCAUCCCACACCAGCCCUUCCUCACCCUUGGUGCAGAGAGACCAUGUCACCUGUGACACCAGACCCCAGUAUUCACACCCUACACACUAUUGUAACAAUCUUUGUGCAAAAUGCACCUUGUGAGGUAUGAUUUGAAAACUAAUAACUCUCUGAUCGUUCCUAUCCGUGUGUGAUGUACGUACGCAAGGGCUGUUAAGGGUUAGGGACAUACACUGCAGUGGUCACUAAAAUGUGUUCAAACCAGGUGUGGCAGGUGGAGUUGUUAAACAGGUCUCUCCCAAAGAAAGGACUGUGUUUCGCUCCAUUUCCUAAGCAGCACACAAACCCAUCGAACUAAAAGGGGCGGAGGCAAAAACCUCACACUGAGAA